Molecule: messenger RNA, 1089 nt
Organism: Opisthocomus hoazin
Lineage: Eukaryota; Metazoa; Chordata; Aves; Opisthocomiformes; Opisthocomidae
Source: RefSeq, a predicted model, not a curated record
AUGCCGCUGAAGUUCUUGAAGAACAAGAUGGGAAAGGCCGAGAAGGCUGCCGUCCCCUACGGGCAGCCUGUUCACGGUCUGCACCUGUGUGAGCAACCAAAGAUGAGCAGACAGAAGAGUAGAUGUAACAUGCCGCUGACAAAGAUCGCCUCGGCGAGAAAGGUAGAGAGCUUCUGGCAAGAUUCGGUAUCGCCAGAAGUAAUUCAGAAGCAGGAGAAAAAGCCACUUAAAAACACAGAGAACUUCAGAAAUGCCAAGUCCAAGAAACCCAUCACCCUGACUGAAGCGAACCAAAAAGAAAAUUACGCUGGGGCAAAAUUCAGUGACCCACCGUCUCCUAGUGUCCUUCCGAAGCCGCCCAGCCACUGGGUGGGCGGCACAGCUGAACCGUCUGACCAAAACAGGGAGUUAAUGGCAGUCCAUUUGAAAACUCUCCUAAAAGUCCAAGCGUAGCUUCCAGUAUCUCUUGAGCAAUUUUCCAAGCAACUCCAUCCAGGAAACUCAAACAUGCCUUGUUGCAACAAAAAUUGCAAAAGACUGUCAAGUCUUAUAAUCACAUUAAAAAAAAAAAAAUCCUUGUAUUAUAUUUUUUAUGGUUGUGUAAAUAGUGUACAUCAUGUAUUAUGUGUAUAUUCUUGUUCAUACUUUGAGAGGUACAUUUUAGUUUUGUUAUGAAAGGAUGUAUUUUGCACUGCCUGAAUGGUAGAUGUCUUGUAUAUAAAACAUGGACAGUUCUUAAGUGUGUGCUUGACACAUGAAGACUUGACUUGAUUUGCACAAGGUAAUGAAAAUUUUGAAAGGAGAGUACAGCUUUCUGGUUUUAAGGUUCCAAAUCAAAUGUGAAUGUUCUAUUCAUGCACUACUGACAACAGUUUUACAUUCUGUGUCCCACAGAGGUCCCUUCCAACCCCGAACAUUCUGUGAUAAACUUAGAAUUUUCAUACAAAUGUGAAGUGUUGCUCUCUGCUCUGGAAACAGUAUCUGGAAUUCCUGUUUUGUCUGUUUGUUUUAAAAUUAACUGGAAUUUGAGUAAAAUUCCAACCCAUCAACUUGAGCACUGCUGAUUUCUUUAAAGAGAAAAAAAAAAAA